Cladocopium goreaui is the source of this 1706-nucleotide messenger RNA. The record is from the annotation of a GenBank genome assembly. Lineage: Eukaryota; Dinophyceae; Suessiales; Symbiodiniaceae.
UUCACGUCAGCCCACAACGGGUGACGCGUGACGCGUGACGUUGCAGUUGCAUUUUUGCAGCAUGUGUUUGUGGCUACUCAGCCUGCUGGCCACAUUCGUGGCCGUCGAGGGCGGUGACACAUGUCAACAGGGCUUCCUGUACAAGGAACGAGGUAUUCCCACCAUGACCAAUUUGCCCAAUUCAGAGGUAUGCCAACAGGCGUGCAGCAAAAACAAGUACUGCUCGCAUUUCAGCUAUGAUUUGGGAGAUUGUUGGUUCCUGAAAGCCGCUUCGGGACUUAAAGAGAAGGCUACAGCAAUCUCAGGCGACAAGUAUUGUGCAAGUUCCAAGGACUUCAUGUUGGACACAGAGACGCCAGAGGAAAAGGUCCGGCGCAUUCAUGAGAUGAUCGCGAACCUAGCCCACUAUGUGGAGGAAAACAGUCAAGAUGUGAACGCCGUUAAAAAUGCCGGACAUGUGAAGUGGAGUUCCCAAAAUGGUUUUCUGAAGGAGGAAGGACAUGACAACCUUGCUAAAAUGUUGAACAGCGCUUCCAUGAUCUUUGCAAACGCUGGAGGCGUCUCCGCUUACGCAGGAGAGAUCCCAACACGUGAGGACCUGGAUUGGCUUUUGACGCAUACUACUGGGCAGGAGGCAGUGACCGAAGAGAUUCCUCCUGAGGAACGACUGCCAGUAGGUGGUGACACGCCCUGCAACAACCUGCGUGGUUGUGGCGCAGCCCAAGGGAAGAGCUUCGGGGUUGGGGCCCCCUGGACAAACGCCGAGGUAAAGUAUUGCCUUGACCCGCAACUCCAUCUAAGGGCCAAAGAAGCUGCACUGUGUGGCAUUCGAAUGAUCAGCAAUGCACUGCCAGGCAUUCGAUUCACCAAUGUGGGUAGCAGUGGAAGUAGCUGCAGCAGCAACCCUGCGGUUUUCGUUACAUCCAGCCAGUCCGGGUGUUGGGCCAACAUCGGCAUGGCCCGGAGCAACUUCUUCGGCUUCGGUGGGGGGCAGAAACUGAAUCUCAUUACGCCCGGUUGUGAUGAUUGUGGCACUGCCACUCACGAGUGGCUCCAUGCUAUGGGGAUGGCCCAUGAACAAAGCCGACCUGAUCGUGAUCAGUAUAUUGUGAUUAGCUGGCAGAACAUCAAGAGCGGCAUGGACAGCCAAUUCGCGAUUGACCGCUCAGCAGAUGUACACCGACCCUAUGAUAUUCGGUCCAUCAUGCACUACGGUUCGACGGCUUUCACAAAUAAUGGCCGGCCCACCAUUUCUGUCAAAGCGCAAGGUUAUGCACUCUACACCACCAAUCCCAGCGAGUAUCGGCGAUAUCGACCGGGUCAGAGAAUGGCCAUGAGCGAGCAAGAUAUCGAGCAACUCGCAGAUUUGUAUGACUGUGUGACACCAAACAACUGCAUGUCACAGAUUGGCCCCAGCGGUCCUGACGCGAGGGCAGUUACUGUCAACCCGGGGCCGGGGGGCAACAUGAAUGGCGGCGGCGUCCAAGUGAUCACCCCAUUCAACAUGAAUCUCUCCUCCGAUCAAAUUUCCUUCUUUGUGAUGUUCCUGGUGGGUGGAACAGUGAUCUGCUGUGCGCUGUCCUGUGUUAUGUCUGGGAUGGGGAUGGGGACCAAGACUCAGCCGUACAGAUAUGUUCGGUGACGGAUGGGCGGAACGCCCAUCCUUCUGCGGACCGGCUUGGCGAUAAAAAUUGGCACCCCGAAAC